CCAGGGAAGAUUUCCCUCCCCGCUCACGCCGUGAACGAAGGUUCCUGCCAGGCAAGGGCAGAGCGAGCUAGGCGCGCUCGAUGGAUCUGGCUCGGCGGACGCACAUUGACGAGGCGCUGUCGAUUCCUCGGUUCCGGGAGCUAGGUUUUGGGCGAAUUGUGCUGGAUCGGUGAGCUCGUCCGUCUCCAUAUGUCCGGCUUCUCCUUCUUCGUGUUCGCGCUGUGCUUCUUAGUGAGAUUUCUCCGAGCUCUCUUCGCGAUCGACGUUGUAAAUUUAGCUCAUUCCUUCCUUGUGGACUGAGAAGAAAGGGCGAAGAAUUCUUUGAUGGGAAGCGCUUCUUCCAAGAGCAGCACCAGCACUUACUAUGCCGAGCCAUCGCCCAGAUCGUCGUCAAACGAGCCGUCGCCGAGAGGUCUUCCAAAGUCGCUGGAUAGGAGGUUCUCCAGCAAAUAUUCUCACAUUGGCGACCAAUUCGGCACGAUAGAGCAGGUCCAGGAGGCCCUACACAAAGCUGGCCUGGAAUCCUCCAAUCUUAUCGUGGGUAUCGAUUUCACGAAAAGCAACGAAUGGACAGGAAAGCGUACUUUCAACGGGAGGAGCUUGCAUGCUCUUGGAGACCACCAAAAUCCAUACGAGCAGGCGAUUUCCAUCAUUGGACGCACCCUCUCGAAGUUCGACGAGGACAAUUUGAUUCCAUGCUUUGGCUUUGGAGAUGCCUCGACUCACGACGAGCACGUCUUUGGCUUCUAUCCGGAGCAAAGGCCGUGCCAAGGAUUUGAGGAAGCUCUCUCGCGAUACAGAGAGAUUGCACCGAAUGUCCGCCUCGCAGGCCCAACAUCUUUCGCACCAAUCAUUGAAGCUGCAAUGGACAUUGUUGAGCAAAGUGGAGGCCAGUAUCAUGUCCUACUUAUCAUCGCCGAUGGCCAGGUAACCAGGAGUGUUGAUGUAGAAAAUGGAGCACUGAGCCCUCAAGAGCAGAGUACAGUGGACGCGAUCGUUGCAGCCAGGUCAAUGCCUUCUUGUUUUCCGCGAAAAACUCAACUUGGUGCUUGCUUGCGCAGUAAUCUUCCGUUGUCUAUAGUUCUUGUUGGUGUUGGAGAUGGGCCAUGGGACAUGAUGCGACAGUUUGACGAUAACAUUCCUCAGCGAUUGUUUGACAACUUCCAAUUUGUGAACUUCUCGGAAAUUAUGUCCAAGGGUGCUCAGAGGGAAGCAUCCUUCGCGCUGCAGGCGCUAAUGGAAAUCCCGGCGCAGUACAGGGCGACAAUGGAGCUCGAAAUCCUGGGGCAAACAACAGGAAGCUACGCUGUGAAGAAGCCACUAUCACCCCCACCAUCGGUGUUGCGAGCUGACGCCGGGCGAUCGAACAGCUCGGCUUAUAGUCGCCCGCCAGCGGCACCACCAACACCGCCACAAGCAGCAGCAAACUAUGAGCACCAGCUUUGUCCCAUUUGUUUGAGCGAGAGAAAGGACCUAGCUUUCGGCUGUGGCCACCAGACGUGUAGAGACUGUGGAAAAAGCUUGGCGAAUUGCCCGAUCUGUCGCCAAAGAAUCACAACACGAAUUCGUCUCUACUGACGAUCCCUCUCGCGCGAAAAGAAAAUUGUAAAUUUUUUUUAACAGUGUUUUCCGGUCGACCGUUAACGCUAAAGGUCGAAUAUCCCGCCUUUCAAAAAUAUCUCCUGUACUUAAAAAGGGCGAAUAAAAUAACUGAAAAGGGUGUCCUGGGCCGUUGGCUGGCUCCUGGCCGUCCAUCUACUUA
Selaginella moellendorffii is the source of this 1762-nucleotide messenger RNA. RefSeq names its product E3 ubiquitin-protein ligase RGLG2. The transcript has 10 exons. NCBI's taxonomy places the organism in Eukaryota, Viridiplantae, Streptophyta, Lycopodiopsida, Selaginellales, Selaginellaceae. The coding region runs from base 325 to 1578 and encodes 417 amino acids. The record is from RefSeq and is a predicted model, not a curated record.